AUGCGUUUACUCGUUAGCGCAGUACUCAGCCGUUUCGUACUGAAGCGCCACAUCAACAGGCUGCAGUGGCUUUGCAUCGUCGGGAUCUUCUGCGGUGUUCUCUUUGUCAAGUCCGCAACCAAAGGUCAUGAGCAUGGCGACGGGAUCAAGGUCGGUCACAGGCAGUUGUCCUCAAGCGUCUUAGCGACCAUUCAGGUGGCCGCUGCUGCAGUGCUCAGCUCAGUAGCUGGCAUCGCGCUCGAGUACAUCUUUCGUGAUCGAACUAUCAAUCUGUGGGCCUCCAACGUGCAGCUCAGCGCCUUCUCUAUCCUUCCUGCGGCUCUCCUUGUCUUGGUAUCUGACAAGCACCAGCUUUCGCCUGUUCUGCACCACCUCACCCACAGCUUCUGGCCCAUCAGUGUGGUUAUCUUUCAUUCCAUGAACGGCAUGCUCGUCGCUCUCAUGCUUAAGAAAGCUGGAGUCAUUAUCAAUGAUUUAGCUAGUGCGCUUGCCAUUAUAUUGACGUUUCUGCUCAAUACGGCCCUUUUCCCUUCUGACAGUGAGGUCAGAGGGUUCGGCAAGAUUACGUUCGUGUGCUUGGGCUCGGCUUCGAUCCUGACAUCAACAGUCAUGUACCAGCGAUGCGCAGCGACGAUCAAGGACGAUGCUCAGACCAAAGCACACGUCGCAUCAAGACCACUACCAAUCAGCACAUUCGCGAUUCAAGACCCGCCAGCCUCGUCGACCUCAGCGUUCGAAGCCGAUUCUUUCGAUAUGCAAGCACGUAAAGUGUACAUCAACACGACGCGGAAGCCGCUGUGCCCAAGACAUCACUCAUUUGACCCCGAUGCUCGUGCGAUGCAUCCAACGCAAUCGCCAUUAUGGAUAUCCAACACGGAGCCAAAGUGA
Sporisorium graminicola is the source of this 888-nucleotide messenger RNA. RefSeq lists its product as uncharacterized. The transcript has a single exon. Gene Ontology annotation, cellular component: Golgi membrane. Lineage: Eukaryota; Fungi; Basidiomycota; Ustilaginomycetes; Ustilaginales; Ustilaginaceae. The coding region runs from base 1 to 888 and encodes 295 amino acids. Gene Ontology annotation, molecular function: UDP-galactose transmembrane transporter activity. The record is from RefSeq and is a predicted model, not a curated record. Gene Ontology annotation, biological process: pyrimidine nucleotide-sugar transmembrane transport.